AUGACUGAACAACCGAAGCAGUCCGUGCUCCAAUCGCUGAGGAAUUGGGGAGAGAACUCUGUACCACCUACACUCCUGGCCACCUUGAUCACAGCCCAACAUGCGCGUCCUUUCCAGUUUUUCCCCAUGACGUUUACGCCCGUCCUGCUCUUUUCCUCUUACCUGAAUCUGAGCAACUACAAAACCGACGCUGCCGGUAUCACGGCUGCAUGGAGUGGUCUCUAUGCAUUGCUGGCCAUGCGGAGAAGUCAGGGUAUCAAGAACAAGCUUAGUGCUCGCGGCAUAGUAAGAGGAGGAUCACUUGCUCUUUGUGCAAUCAAUGUCGCAGGUUGUGGAUUAGCCUACACAUUCGGCAAGCGAGAAAAAGAGGAGAAGAAGGCGUAG
This is a messenger RNA of Alternaria burnsii, 384 nucleotides long. RefSeq lists its product as uncharacterized. The transcript is spliced from 3 exons. Lineage: Eukaryota; Fungi; Ascomycota; Dothideomycetes; Pleosporales; Pleosporaceae. The record is from RefSeq and is a predicted model, not a curated record. The coding region runs from base 1 to 384 and encodes 127 amino acids.